Sitophilus oryzae (rice weevil) is the source of this 486-nucleotide messenger RNA. RefSeq lists its product as uncharacterized. NCBI's taxonomy places the organism in Eukaryota, Metazoa, Arthropoda, Insecta, Coleoptera, Curculionidae. The transcript has a single exon. The record is from RefSeq and is a predicted model, not a curated record. Bases 1 to 486 code for a protein of 161 amino acids.
AUGGCACACUGGGGCAAAGACGGAAUCCGCACCAAAAUAAUUUUAAGAAAUAAACCACUACAGCAAAUAUCGGACUUCAACAUCUUGGGAUGCCACAUAACCUAUGAUAAAGAUAAUGACUACAUGAAAAAAAUAAAUAAAUUCCGGUCAGUGUGUGGAACUAUCGCAAAAACUUUUAAAAACAAAGCCCGGCUAGAAACGCAAGUAAGACUAUAUAAUACACUAGCGGUACCGACUACCACAAAAGUUAAAGAACAAAGACUCAGAACAACGGAGAUGACGGUCUUACGAAAAAUUAAAGGAAUAAGUAGAGAAGAUAGAAUGAGAAAUGACACAAUAAGAAAUGAACUAAAAAUACAACCAUUAGAAGAAAAAGUGAGAGUAUAUAAAAACAAAUGGAAGGAACAUGUAGAAAGAAUGUCAGAUGAUAGAAUUCCACAAUACGAGAUCAACCUCCAGGAAGGGGAAGUAUUGGACGACCAAUAG